AAUCGGCAAUCUCAACACAAAAAAAAGAAGAAAAAAAGACUAGCUUAGCUAGAGAGAAAACCAGAGACCACUUUUCUUCAAAGCUUUCGAUUCAAUGGCGUCAAGAAGAUUCUUCAAUUCAAAACCCAAUUACAUCUUCCCAAGUGCAGAGAGCUUCGAUUCAGUCACAACGGGCUCCCAUUUUGAGUUCGAGGAGGCCGAUCUUUACAAUUUCAACGAAUCCUUACAAUUGGAAACCAAGAAAUCAAUACCCACCUCACGUUCCAAGAAAAACCUGAGAAAGAUCGAUAAGCAAGACCGAGCCCACACGGCGAUGUCUUCUUCAUUGCCGGUGAAAGUGCCGGACUGGUCAAAGAUUCUGAAGGAAGAUCGUUCUCGUAAUCAUCAAAACAGAGGUAGCUACGACGAGGAGGACAACAACAGUGAUCAAGAAGAUAGGAUCCCUCCUCAUGAGUACUUGGAGAGAGUCAGAGGAGCUUCACUUUCCGUUCAUGAAGGGAUUGGGAGAACGCUUAAAGGGAGAGACCUUUGUCGCGUAAGAAAUGCGAUUUGGCAGAAAACUGGGUUCGAAGAUUAGCCAAGAACAAUUGCAGAUUUCGAUAAAAAGAAUUGAUUUUUCGAGUUUUUUUUUCUUUUUUUCUUUUGUGGGUAGUUGACAUAUAGAUCAACCACUAAUUCUGUGUUGAUCUACUGAUUAACUCGAUCCUUUAUGUGUUUUUUUUUGAUGAUGUAAUUUAAUUAUCUACAGUCGGCUAAUUAGUUCUCUGGUUGUGAGCUUUUUUUUGUGUAAUCAGAGGAUGAGUUUUGGCCGGUAAUGAAUCCCAAAGACUCUGUUCUUUCUGUA
This is a messenger RNA of Tripterygium wilfordii, 844 nucleotides long. RefSeq lists its product as uncharacterized. Bases 95 to 577 code for a protein of 160 amino acids. The transcript has a single exon. Lineage: Eukaryota; Viridiplantae; Streptophyta; Magnoliopsida; Celastrales; Celastraceae. The record is from RefSeq and is a predicted model, not a curated record.